CAGACAUAAUUUGAGUUUCUGGGGGCGGGGAGGGAGCGACCGCACUUGCUCACAAAAAUGAUCGGUUGUAGACUAUUAGAUAUCUUUCCCCACCACUCGCUACAGUAUCGUAGACUGGAUCUAGUCUGAAACCAAUGGAAUCCUGAAUCAUGGCUGCAAAAGAGGAUCUCUUCAGCAAAAUCAUCCCGCGAAGCCUUCGGCCGAAAGUAUCCGGCACUGUGAAAUAUGGAUCGAAUUUGGACGUCCUCUUAUCCAUGGGUUUCCCCAAAGCCAGGGCAUUGAAGGCACUAGUAUCAACAGGAGGCAGGAGUGUACAGGCAGCAUGUGACUGGCUGUUCUCCCAUGUGGAUGACCCCUUCCUGGAUGACCCGUUGCCCAGAGAGUACGUCCUGUACCUGCGCCCCAGCGGACCCCUGCAGAAUCAGCUCCAUCACUUCUGGCAGCAGUCCCGUGUCUCCUGCGGCAAGAACAAGGCCCACAACAUCUUCCCCCACAUCACGCUCUGCCAGUUCUUCAUGUGUGCAGACAAGAAGGUGGAUGCCCUGUUGGAGGCCCUGCAGGCCACGGUCGACCAAUGGAGGGGUCGUUUCCCUAGCCCUCUGCCCCUGGAGCUCUACACCUCCUUCAACUUCAUAGGCCUCUUCGUCGAGGAGCAGAUCGCAGAUGUCCUCAAGCAGUUUGCUGCCGACUUUGCUUCCGAGGCUGCCAGAAAAGCAGAUGUCCAUUUAGAGCCCCAUAAGAAGCAGCUCCAUGUGACGUUAGCCUACUACUUCCCCACCAAUCACCUGACCUCCCUGGAAAAGCUGGCCAAGGGAAUCGAGGUGAAGCUAGGCUGUGAUUGGCUGGCUGUCCUUUUCUCCCGGGACAUUCGGUUUGCCAAUCAUGAGACGCUGCGCGUGAUGUAUCCCUACGCCCCUCAGAAUGAGGACGAGCUGGAGCUGGUCCUGGGUGACUUUGUCUUCACGUCUCCCUUGGAGCAGAAAAACACCAGCGAGGGCUGGGUCUACGGGUCCUCCCUGGCCACGGGGCUGUCCGGCCUAUUGCCUGAGAACUACGUCAGCCGGGCAGAUGAGUGUGACACCUGGGUCUUCCACGGAUCACACUCCUUCUUCAAUUGCUCCGCCACCUCCGACAAAGAGAGCAGGGAAAGGGGCCUGUUCGAUGGGCUGCUGGACAGCCGUCGCCUCGACAACGCAAGCCCUGGGGACACACCCACUUCGAGCCUCAUCUAUCAUCCCAUGCAGGUGCUUCGGGUCGGUAGCAAUCACUCUCAGCUGCCCAAGCAGACCCUGUUUGUCUGUCGGCACGGUGAGCGGAUGGAUGUGGUGUUUGGGAAACAGUGGCUUUCACUGUGCUCUGACUCCAAAGGUAGAUAUGUGCGCACUAACCUGAACAUGCCAGUCAGCCUGCCCAUGUGGAAUGGAGGACACCGAGAUUACGACAUGGACACCCCCAUCACUGUGUUUGGUUCCACACAAGCACAAAUAGUGGGUCAGGCGUUGUUGGAGAGCAACACAGUGAUAGACGUUGUGUACUGUUCGCCUUCUCUGCGCUGUGUCCAGACUGCUCAGAACAUCCUCAAAGGUAUGCAGCAGGAUGGCAAGCUGAAGAUCAGAGUGGAGCCAGGGCUAUUCGAAUGGACCAAGUGGGUCUCUGGCAGCUCUCUUCCUGCCUGGAUCCCUCCCACAGACCUGGCUGCAUCCCACUUCAGUGUUGACACAACAUACAGACCUCUCAUCCCAAUAUGCAAACUUAGCGUGUCGGAGUCCUAUGACACGUACAUGAGCCGGAGCUACCAAGUGACCAAAGACAUUCUGUCUGACUGUGAAAAUAUGGGAAACAAAAUACUGAUUGUGGCCCAUGCUUCCUCUCUGGAGGCCUGCACCCGACAGCUCCAGGGCCGCAGCCCCCAGACCUCCAAGGACUUCAUCCAAGUAGUCAGGAAGAUCCCCUACCUGGGUUUCUGUACGUGCGAGGAGCAGAGUGACACGGGGAUCUGGCAGCUGGUGGACCCACCCAUCCUGCCCCUCACACAUGGACCCAACCACAGCUUCAACUGGAGGGAGACCCUCCUCCAGGAAUGACAUCCGCUUCCGUGGAGAGCAGACUUGCUUAGCCCCAUCCUGAGGAUGUAGUUUCUGGUCAAACAGCACUGAAAGACCCCACCAGAGUCAAUGGGUGGUUGGACCUAGAUGUACUAUACUGUACAUAUUGUCAUUUGACAGUAUUGUUGACAUUUCUAAUUUGACAGUAUUGUUGUUAGUGAGAGUGGAGAGAGCAGGGCUAAGUCUCGGCCUGGUUGAUCGUGGAGGCUAAGCACAUGAACCAUUACAUAUUAUAUCAUCAACUGUGUGCCAGAAGGAAGUCACAAGGUUGAGAACAUUGACCUAAAAAAACGAACAGAGUAGUUUGUGUUUCGAAAAGCAAUUGUAUCCCUAGUCCCGCUUGCAGAUGUUAUCCUCAAAAGCCCUUGAUUGUAGCCGCAAGUCAUGUCUCGGAUGUUUCCCGGUGUGGAAUCUGUGUUUCUGUGUGUAUAAAGUUGAACUCAUUGUGGGAGAAAACAUGCAAAACUUAGUUCAUGAUCUCUUGCAAUGUGUUCAGUAUGACAUCGUUUAUGACUUUAUGGUCACGUUGUAUGCUGGUUGUAUAAAAAUGUUUUGGGUGGCCUUUCACCCGGUUUGUUUGAAACAGUCUCGAUGGGACAAAAUGAACUAUUGACAAUCACAGGUGAGCCUUGGUGAGGCAGGUCUAAUAACCAGAAGUUAGGAACCUCCACUGUACGUGUUUAUUUUACAUAAUGUAAGGUCUUACUGCAGAAUAGUUGUCGACCACUGCACUAGAAAAUAUCUUUCAGUCUUCCAGUUGUGACCAUUUAUAUUUUAUUCAGAUACUUAACAAUUGAAGAGCUUUUAUCAAAUCUUAUUAAAAAGACCUGUCCUGUGGUAGGAAAAUAAGUUUUUCUCAGGUGCAGUUUUCAUUGUGACCUAAUACAGUAUUUGCAUUUCAUUGGGUCAUGAAAAUUGUUGUGAGUGCCUCUGAAGAUUGAACCUGAUUUCUCUUGACGUCUCAGUGGUGAAAUCAGAGGGAGGUUCACUGCUCAUUAUGUCAACUUGAAUGCUUUUGUGUAGCCUCAUCUAAAUCUAUCUGAUCUAAUCUUUCUGCAAAUAAUGCAUUUAUUAUUGAGGAGGAUCUAUAACAAUGCUCUGGUGCUGUUCUUCCAUUGAUACAUGCAAAUACAAUACUUACAAGUACAAUACUUACAAGUACAAUACUUACAAGUACAAUUGCGAAAUGUGUAAUAAAAGUGUCAGUGAGGAACAAAGCAGACCUACAUCAGAGGUUAGCCACAUGCACUGUUGAGGAAACUCUGGAAACUGAGGAGGAAGCCAUCUGUGUCAAUUUGUGUUCAUUUAUUGUCUCAAAUAUUGUAUUUCCAAAUGUAUAUAAACGUUAAUUUAAGUAAUUUAAGUUUUUCACCAAAAUGCUAAAAGUUAAAUCAAACAUAUUCUUUAUAUUUGGGCGAAAAUUUGCAAAAUAUUGAAAAGAUUGCCACUUGUAUAUUCAGAUAUGAGCAUAUCUUUAUUUUGUUCUUUUGUUUGUUUUGUUUUGUUCUUUAUUUUGAUUCAAAAAUUGUCUGAAUUCCCCCCUCUAUAUGAUACAGACAUGAUCACUGUUUCAGAUAUGUAUAAGAUACAUAUCAAAUAAAUAACAAAUCGGGUCA
Molecule: messenger RNA, 3721 nt
Organism: Oncorhynchus keta (chum salmon)
Lineage: Eukaryota; Metazoa; Chordata; Actinopteri; Salmoniformes; Salmonidae
Product: ubiquitin-associated and SH3 domain-containing protein B-like
Exons: 14
Coding region: 150-2084 (644 amino acids)
Molecular function (GO): protein binding
Source: RefSeq, a predicted model, not a curated record